Carcharodon carcharias (great white shark) is the source of this 9688-nucleotide messenger RNA. It is a transcript of the gene crocc2, whose product is annotated as ciliary rootlet coiled-coil, rootletin family member 2. NCBI's taxonomy places the organism in Eukaryota, Metazoa, Chordata, Chondrichthyes, Lamniformes, Lamnidae. The record is from RefSeq and is a predicted model, not a curated record. The transcript has 36 exons. Bases 1 to 6189 code for a protein of 2062 amino acids.
AUGAGUUCACCGAGCGAGCGCCCUGAGGAGAAGUUGGAGGCUGUUAUCCAGAAACUAGAAGACACUGUACUGAACCCAGAGGUGAGUGGAGAGGCUAAAAAUCUGACGGUUCGUGGAGAAGGGGAGAGCGCGACACUAACUCCAGUCCCUGCUCGAAUCCGAGAGAUAGUUAUCAAGAAUCUAACUGAGGAAAGAAUGGAUGGUGAGAGUUCCAUAGCCAGUCUUCGGGAAGAGAAUUGCAUGCUGCAGGAGGAACUGUCCCGCAUGGAGGAUCUGUUAGCACAGAGCCACGCCGAACGCGACGAGAUAGCUAUCAAGCUCCAUGCCGUCAGUGAGCGGUUGGAGAAGUCCCUCAAGGCUGAAGUUUCAGAGAGGGAGCAAAAGGGGGCUGAGUCAAAGGUUGCAUCAGAUCUCCGCCGCCACUUUGAGGAUGAAGAGAGGGUUUAUAGGAGAAAGCUCCAGGCAUAUCAAGAUGGACAGCAGCGUCAGGCUCAACUUGUACAAAAGCUUCAGGUCAAGGUCCUGCAGUACAAGAAGCGAUGUGGUGAGCUGGAACAGCAGAUCCUUGAGAAAGCCUCUGAGUCAGAACAGCAGAAAGUGUCAUUACAAACCCGCUUAGAAACAACAGAAUCCUGCUUGAGGAGGACAGAGUAUGAGCACAGCACUGAACUGGAGACCAUCCUCAUUCACCUGGAAGAGGAGCAGCAGAGAAGCAGCAGCCUGACCCAGGUUAACGCCAUGUUGCGGGAGCAACUGGAACAGGCCAACACAGCCAAUCAGAAGCUUGCUGAGGAUAUCCGCAAGAUCACCGUUGAUUUCGGCAAAGCAAGAAAUGAACUAGAGCACAGAGAAAUGAAGCAGCGGUGGGAACAGGAGACCUAUGGCUUGCGCCCUCAUGGUGAGCACGGCAGGCUGCUGACACUAUGGCAGCAGAUAGCUACGGUCCGCAGUGAGCUCACUGGUUUGAGGAGUGGGACGGAGCGGAGCCUCCUGGACGUGAAAGCUGAUGUUGCUCGGACCUCUCGGCACCUGCAGACCGCCUGCUUGAACCUGGACUCCAACUUACGCAUGUCUCAGGCAAGUACUACUUCUACACUGGAGAAGCACACAGUGCAAAGUGGAAGGCUUGAACAGCAGCUCCGUGACAAGGUCAAAGAGAUGAUUCAACUACAGACCAAGUGUGACGUGGACAAGGCAGAACUUCAUGCAAGGAUUAAUGAGUUAUCUGCUGCCAUGGAGAGGCUGAAGAUACAAAAUGCUGAGAAGGAGAAGACAAUCAUGUCACUGAACCGGACCAUGGAGAAAUUGGAAUCAGGAAAAACUGAAAUUACAAGUGAAACCUUGGAGAACAAAGCUUUGAGGUCCGAGAUAGAAUCCUUACAUCAAACCUUACACAACAUUGCUCAGGUUGCUAUUGCUGAUGUAGAGUCUACGAGCUCCCUCUCCAGGGAAGGGGCUGUUGAAGGGACUGAGACUGGUACUGGAAGGCUCGGCUCACCCCUCCUGUCAGGGUCACCAGUAUUGCCAAUGCCUUCUCCUGGUAGGCGCAGGUCACCUACCCGUUCCCAGUCUCCGUUGCGUAGCGUGUCACCAUCUUUCGGUGAUUCCACAUUGUCUGCGGUCCAAUCAGCUCUACAAAGACGACAGCUCCAGGUGCAGGAGUUUUGUGGAAAAUUGGACGCCGUUCAGGAUGUAAUCAGCUCUUUAAAGAAACAGCUGGGGGAGAGUGAGAGUGAACGGAGGCUACUGGAGCAGAAGAUGGUGAAGCUGAGAGGAGAAGCUGAAGAUUCGAGCCGAGCGAGGGAUGGUGCCAAGAGAGAUGCUGCCCGCUACCGAUCCUCUUUGGAAAUCAUUGGAAGUGAGAAAGGUAACUUGGAGAAGUUGGUGCAUUCGCUGAACCAGCAAAUUGAUAAUUUACAGCUGGAUGUGGAGCGGCUGAAAGCAGCAAAUGGUGAUUUGCAACACCAGCGGGAUCACCUCGAAGAUGAGAAGGAGGAAUUACACAAAGACAAGGAGCAAACCAAGAAAGAAGCUGAGAGAGGGCAAAAGGCUUUGGAGCUGAUGGAAGUCAAGAACUCGGCUUUGAGGAAAGAAUUGGUCGUUGUUAAGGAAGCCUUGAACAAAGCUACACUGGAAAAGGAGGUGCUACAGCAUGAGAAGGCAGACUUAGCUGAGGCUCUCAGCAAGGCUGAGCUGACUAAUGCAGACUUAGAGUUGUCCUUGAGCAAGCUAAAGACUGAAGAAGAUGCCCUGCGAGACUCUCUUGCCAAGAUGAGCGCACUAAAUGAAGGCCUAGCUCUGGAUAAGGUUGAAUUAAACCGCAUCCUCCUUCGGAUGGAAGACGAUAGGUCAACCCUGCAGGGCCAGAAGAAAGAGAUUGAAAAGGCAAAGGCUAACAUUCAGGAUGUGUUAGUCCGCGUGAGGCAGGAGAAGAUGGAGUUGGACACGGAGAAACAUGGACUGGAUCAGUCUCUGCAGAUUGUGGAGCAGAGCCGAGAGCAGCUGGAACAUGAAAUGCUGAUACUGCAACGAGAGCGAGGUCAGCUUCAGGAGCAGCUCGGGCAGGUAUGGGAGCAUGAACUGGAUUCUACGAUGAACAGGCAGAAGCAGGCUCUGAAUGAACGGCUGGCCCAGACAGAGCGGGACAUGGAGCUUCAAAGCGAAGGACUACUCCGAGCCAGCAAAGAGAAGGAGGAACUGAUGAAGGACAAGGCCAACCUGGUGGUGCAGCUGACGGCUGCUGAAAAGGAGAGCAGGGCCCUGUCCGAGGAGGUAACUGCUGUCAGGGUGGGUAAGGAAGCUUUGGAGACCAACCUGUUUGAAUCUCAGCAACUAGUUUCACAGCUGGAGACUCGUAAGGAGCAGCUGGAAGGAGAGAACCAGACCAUUCUUCUUGCUAAGGAGUCACUUCUAGCGGAGAUUGGUGUGGCACAGAAAGAGAUGGAGCUGCAGCUAAUCAACAUUGGACGAGAUAAAGAGCUGUUACAACAGAAACUGGGUCAAGUGGAGCAAGAGGCCCAGAUCUCGCUGAAAAACGAAAAACUGGUCCAUGAGGAGGAUGUUGAACACCUCCGGAAAGAAAAGGAGAGCCUCCGUCUUGAGCUGACUGCGGAGAGGGAUGAGACAUUUCAACGCUUUCAGCAGGAACGUGAAGACCUUGUCACCCGCUUUGAGGAAGAGAAGGAGCAGCUAAAUGAAGAAAUCCUCAGUUUACAAAAAGAGAGGGAUGAGAGUCUGAUUCAGGCAGAGAGCCAGAAACAGCAGGCCUUGUAUCUCAAAGAAUCGGAGAAAAAUAUCCUGUCUGAGAAACUCGGUCAUGUCCAACGCGAACUUGGUAAUGCAAACAUGGAAAUUGACCGGGUGAAGCGAGAGUUACACAGUCGACAGGAGCAGGACAAGGACACCAUCAAUAACAUAAAUGCUGACCUGAGGACCUUUCGAGUUCAGUUUGAGGAAGCAGUGGCCAACCAUGAGAAAGAGAUCAAAGGUCUCACCGAGCAGCUUAAAGACUUGACCCGUCAGAGAGAAGGGACCCUCAGAGAGAUGGAGGAGUUAAAGACACAACUUCGCAUGGUGGAGGACGCUCGAGAUGGAAUUCGCCGAGACCUCAUUGAAGCUCACAGGAGGGUCCGAGAGAAUGAGGAGGUUCAGGAGCUGCAACGGAAAGAAAACCUGGAGCUCAAACGAAUUCUGAAUGAUGAAGCUCGAGAGAAAGAAGCCAUCCAAAACUCCAAUGAGGAGCUCAGGAAUAAUAUCAAAAAAAUUGAGAGUGAAAGAAUCAGCUUAAAGAGGACAAAUGAGGAGAAGGAGCAGAAGAUCAACAUUCUGGAAGAAGCCAAAACCGCAGUUCAGAAUGAGGCAGGAGAACUGCGCUCAAACCUCCGGGAAGUUGAAAAAUCAAGACUGGAGGCCCGGAGAGAAUUGCAGGAACUUCGGCGACAGGUGAAGAUGUUGGACAGUGACAACACAAAGAAGAGCAAGGAAGUGGCGGAACUGCAAUCCCAAGUAGCUUUGAAUGAACAGCGAGGGGAGGAGAUCCGGAAGGAAUCCUUUGCCCUGAAGCAGAAGAUUGUGGAGGCAGAAACUGGCCGUGAAUCAGCUCGCAAAGAGGUUGCCAACCUCCAGAAGAAGAUAAUGGACGUGGAAAGUAUGUUCAAAGGGCGUGAGAAAGAGCUCCGUGAACAGCUGGAGGAUUGCCAUGUGAAUGAGAAGAAGUUCCAAGACAACAGCCGCAAUCUGGAAGUGAAGCUGCAACAUGCCAAGAGGGAAGCAAAUGAGUUAACACUGAAGAUCAGUGCCAUGGAAGGGCGUGUAACAGGCCUAGAAACAGAACUGGCCAAAGUAGAGACUGCCAAGAGGGAGGUGGAGUUCAAGUUGGGUAGUUUGCACUCCACACUGCGCAGAAACCUAGGAAUUGGCCGUUCCGGACGCACGCCAAGUCCAGGGUUUCCCAGCCGUAGCCCAUCUCCACGGAGACCCCUCUCUCCCACUAAAGGUUUUGACAACACUUUCACCACCACCACUGGUGGACGAGGCAGCCCAAUUCCACAAAAUGGAUCACCUGAUCACAGCCACUCCAGCUCUCCGUACCGCUCCGUGUCCCCCAUCCGUAGUGAACCAUACCUGGCUGACAUCGAUCCAGAAGUUGUUAAAAGUGCCUUGCAAGAUUUCCUGCAAGAGCUUCGCGACACGCAGAGGCACAGGGAUGAGGCUCACAUUCAGCUGGGAAACCUGGCACGGCAGCUUGCAGAGAUGGAAAUAGACCGGGACCGGGCGAAUGCACGCCUUCAGCAGUUCCAGAAGUCCUUCACUGAGGCAGAGGAAGGGAAGCGUGGAUUAGAUGGGCGGCUGAACAAGGUUCAAGCGACGCUCAUGCUGCAAGAAGAGACAAUAAGGUGCGGAGAAAGAGAAAGGAAGGCCCUGGCUGAACAGGUGGCCACAUUGGAACGGAGUCUGCAGUCAUCUGAGGGAGAGAAGCGAGCACAUCAGGAGAAGAUCAAUAAGAUGAGGGCAAAUGAGACAAAGCUGGAGGCUGACAAGCACAAGCUGAAAGACACACUGGAAGCAUCUGAGAACCGUAUCACCAAGUUGGAGCUAUUACGGCGCUCCCUAGAGGGGGAGCUGCAGCGAGUGCAGCUGACACUGAACGAUCGCGAGACAGAAGUCCAAGUCCUUCAGGAUCGAAUUGAGAUUCUUCAGCGGCAAGUGGCUGACAGUGAGACGAAGGCCACCUCUCUCCAGCUUACCCUUGACCGGCUGUCAAUGACCCUUGCCAAGACAGAGGAGGGUGAGAGCCACUUGAAGGACAAGGUGCAGAGUCUGUCGCUGACUCUCUCGGACACGAGCGCUGGCGCUGCAGUGCUACAGGAUCGGAUUUCUCAGCUUCAGAAAGCUCUAACAUCCAGUGAACAGGACCGACGGGUACUUCAGGAGCGGCUAGACACUGUCCGCCAUGGGCUCUCGGACACUAAGAAGAAGAACCAUGCUUUGAUGGAACGUGUGCAAUUGAUGCAGAACGUACAGGCAGAUCUGGAGCUGAGGCGCUUGGAGCUGGAAGGGCAGAACCGGAAACUGCAGGAGGUAUUGCAUCAGCGCCAGGAGUGUGAAGAGGGGGCCCUGAAACAGAUUGAGAAACUUCAACAGGAAAAGCACAUAUACAAGGAGCGAGUGACCAACUUGCAGAGAGCUGUCGCCCAGUUGGAGAACGAGAAACGAGAGCUUCAACGUUGCAAAGUCCGCCUCGAGAAGGACCGAUCUGCCCUAAAGAAAACUCUGGAUAAGGUCGAACGGGACAAGUUGAAGUCUGAAGAAGAUGCCCUGCGGCUCUCAGCUGAGAAGGGACAGCUGGAUCAGUCUCUCAGCGGUGCAGAAAUGGAUCUUGCAGAAACACAAAGGCAGAUUCAGCAGCUGCAGGUCAGCACUAGUUUAAAACGACCACAGAUGGAGCGGAGCCACGGCCAGAGACUGAUUGAGCUGACAACCCGUCACCACCAGGAGCUAGAGAAGGAAACCGAGCGCCUGCGGAUUGCACACCAGCAGGCGGAGCGUACACUGGAGGCUAGGGAACGGGUCCAUAGGCAGCGUGUGAAAGGGCUGGAGGAGCAGGUGGCCGCCCUGCAGGAGCAAUUGGAUCAGGAGAUGAGGAGAAGACAGGCCUACAUUUCUCAAAUGCUCAGGUCAGGCAAGUAGCAACCUGGGUCGGACCACAUGCCUUCAACCUGCACAGAUGGAGCCAACUUGCAGCUAAUGGACAGUUGUGAGCUUGCUAUACGUCAGAUUAUGAAUUCCCACAACAAGGCUUCUAGCUCAAUAAGAGUUGGGUGACUGUUCUCUAGAAAACAACAGCUUGUGAAACCUUUAGUCUGCACUUCAAAUUAUACAAAGUAAUUGACCCGACGGAACACUUCCCCAACCAACACUAAACACGCAGCAAUGUGUAAGGGGGCAAUCCUUACACUGGUAUAGAUGCAGGUAUUGGUCAUAAGGCCUCGCUGACCCCCUCCAUUUGUUCCAGCUCAUCUCACUUGAAUACCAGCGUGAUUUCCAAACCUCACAGCAACUGCAAAGCUUACUGCUCCUUCUUACAUAUAACUUCAAUUCUGUGAAAAAGACUGAUAUCUUACAAUUCCCAAGUUGAGAACUGUCUGAAAUCUCCCCAAAUGCUGCUGGCCUCUGCCUCUGCCUCUGUCAGGCUGGACUCCUUAGGUUCUUGACACAGCAUUUUACAGACAGUAACUUUUUUUUGUUGUCCCCUUCACCCACAUAACUAAUCCUGGGAUCCAAAGGAACUUAAAGGGGAAGGGAUGUUUCAGGGAAGUAUAACAAUAUGCCCAAUAGAAGUGUACCAUUCUUAAACUUUACAUCAAUCCUCAAUUCAGAUCUUUGCUAGCCUGCCUUGUUGUUGUCAUUAUUGAGAGCUUCCCUGCCGGCUCAGAGCAGCUUAAUUAGAAGUUCCCUGCUGAUGUUUUGGAUCAGGCCAACAGUAAAUGGAAUCCAUUGGAACCAUGGUGAGGGCUGGCUUCUCCUCAGCUUCAGUCACAGUGACCUCUGGAGUUUUACAGCUCAAAGGGAAUGUUCAGGCCAAUCAGAAAUCACAGUUCCUGUCACAGAACCACAACAAGAGGCGUACAUCAGGCUCAUCUUGUUCAAUGACCCACCAACAAUUGCAAAUAUUUCAGCUCCUCCUUACUGGAGCUGUCUAGCAGGGCAGGAAACCCAAAUGUGUGCAGAGCUGAGCCAUGUUUACCAGAGCAUCUCAGAUUUGACCCUUGUUCUGUGAUGAGGUAACUGAUAUAAGCCGGGGUAGCAAUGGCAGUGUAAUUUAUCCUCAAUGCUUUAGAUAAUGGAAGAAACAUCAGCUGGCUCCCAUAAUUGAUCACUAACUCUAAUGCCUGCCCCACAAAGCAUGUGCCUUUUGAUCUCUGAUAAUGACUGGAUCAGGCUCAGCCUCCUGCCAGCUGUUGGAUAACUUGCUAACAGUCAGUCACUGUCUAGGCAACUAGGGUUGGGCAAUAAAUGCCCAACUCCAGUGAUGACCAUAUUCAAAGAAUGAUUAUUUUCUUCAAACUAAAAACUACUUGAGGGACUGCAGGCCAAUGGUAGCUCUGUUUUUAUUGUGCUGAAUCUCAGGAAGCUGUCACAUGGCUCACUUAACUAAUCAUUCAAAAAGUGCACGAUGUUAAGAGUCACCGUUAGUCAAUUUGGUUUAAAUUUGUACCAUUCAGAGCAAAGCACUUCCUAAUACCAUCACCAGUGGCUAUGAUUCAGCUGAAAGUCACUGGAUUCUGCAUGUUUUCCUUCCAUAAAACCCGAGAGAACCUGAACCUCCAAGUAGCUUCUGUCAGAGAACUGCUUAAAUUGGGUCAACUCAGGCAGCCAGGUAGAAGCGAUGGGCAGGCAGGGGCUGAAGUUUCAAGCUCACUCGGAAUUCAUCAAAACCCCCUAAGCCAUUACUUAAAUAGAUAGCAAUGUAAAGGUGUCACCAUAUCUAUACAAGAUUGGAUUAUGGGUGGUAUCAUACAUUGACUCCGGAACACUGUUUAGAGUGUUCCAAUUCUUAGCACUUAGUCAUGGUGGAACAGGAAAAAUAAGGACACUGAGCUGGUGAUUCGGUCUGAGCAAGGGUCCUAAAUUCAAUGUUCACUGCAAGGAAUUUAAAACAGAACUAAAUUUGUCAUCCAAUCAUAAUGUUCCCAAUUUUCCAUCUAUCCGAUUGGUCGCCUUCUCCAUUGUUGAUCUCACAUGGUCUCCUUACUCCUCACUGUGUUACAGUUAAGAUUAAUCUCUCACUCUAACCCCAUCUUUUACAGGACAUUCACAACUGUGGAACUCUGCAUUCCUUCAUCUCCCUUUUCUCCUACAAAAUGCAGCAUUUUAAUAGCCAUUGCCUGAUUACGUCUGCAUUAUCUCACCUUUCCCUACUCCUCCUAACUGUGCCCUUGAACCAGGUAUAAAAGUGGAAUCAUUCCUUGUGACAGUUUACUGCUCGUAGCUGGGGAUGUUGAAUCUCUUACAAGGCCAACCAGAGAGAUUCCAACCAUUGCUCCUUAACAUUCAAUGGCAUUACCAUCACUGAAUUCCCCACUAUCAACAUCCUGGGGGUUACCAUUGACCAGAAACUGAACUAGACCAGCCACAUAAAUACUGUGGCUACAAAAGUAGGUCAGAGUUUGGGAAUUCUGUGGUGAGUAACUCACUUCCAAAGCCUGCCCACCAUCUACAAGGCACAAGUCAGGAAUGUGAUGGAAUAUUCUCCAUUUGCCUGGAUGAGUGCAGCUUCAACAAGGCUGAAGAAACUCAACCAGGACGAAGCAGCCUGCUUGAUUGGCACCCCAUCUACCACCUUCAACAUUCACUCUCUUCACCACUGAUGCACAGUGGCAGCACUGUGUACCAUCUACAAGAUGCACUGCAGCAACUCACCAAGGCACUUUUCAAACCCACAACCUCUGCCACCAAGAAUGACAAGGGCAGCAUGGGAACAGCACCACCUCCAAAUUGCCCUCCAGGACACACACCAGCCUCACUUGGAACUAUAUCACUUUUCCUUCAUUGUCGCUGGAUCAAAUCCUCAAACUCCCUUCGUAACAGCUCUGUGGGUGUAGCUACACCACAUAGACUGCAGUGGUUCAAGAAGGUGGCUCACCACCACCUUCUUAAGGGCAAUAAAUGCUGGCCUAGGCAGCAACGCCCACAUCCCAUGAAAGAAUAAAAAAAGGCCGUGCUAGGAGCCCUCCAGAAGGACUAGAGUCAAUCCUUACUGAACCAAGAGUCCAAUUGGACUAGAAUAUCAAGUCAGUGCCUGUCAGCUUUAAACUUCAUCUUGUGUAAUAAACUGUUCAGUAGCCUUCAGCUAUGUUCAAUAAAAAUGGGACCUUGAAUAUGAGGCUGACUGGAAAAUACUUAUUAUUAAGAAUCAAUGCAAUAGGUGAACUAACAGAUAACCCGCACAAAAUUCUGUCAAUUUUAUAAAACCAAAUCCUCCAUGGAGAGAAGAUUUUAACUGGUAGAGCAUCAUGGAUUUUCAGCGUCUUUUACCAGUAUUGUCUUAAUCACCCAUUAACUAGUUGUAUUGCUGUGGUACAUUUUAUAUGCUGAGUAGCUAUUGGUCAGGUCAGGCUGUGUAUUUGAUGGCCUGAUCCAGUAUUAUGUUCAAUGAUUAGAAGCAAUAUGGCUUAGGCCCUGUAAC